Molecule: messenger RNA, 4785 nt
Organism: Ruditapes philippinarum (Manila clam)
Lineage: Eukaryota; Metazoa; Mollusca; Bivalvia; Venerida; Veneridae
Product: beta-hexosaminidase-like
Exons: 7
Coding region: 167-1783 (538 amino acids)
Biological process (GO): ganglioside catabolic process; glycosaminoglycan metabolic process; carbohydrate metabolic process
Cellular component (GO): membrane
Molecular function (GO): beta-N-acetylhexosaminidase activity
Source: RefSeq, a predicted model, not a curated record
CAAUGACUCAUAUAAACUUACUGUCAGUAAAGAUCAAGAUAUAACAAUAACAGCUGUCUCCAAUGCAGGCAUAUUCUAUGGUAUUCAGACUUUAUUAAGCCUUCUACAAGACAAUAAGAUACCCGAGUGUGAUAUUGAAGACUGCCCGCGAUACCUGUAUAGAGGAAUGCAUAUGGAUGUGUCGCGGAAUUUUCACACUAAGGAACAGAUUAUGAAACUGCUUGACGUCAUGGCGAUGUACAAGAUGAACAAAUUUCAUUUUCAUCUGACAGACGACGAGGGAUGGAGAUUAGAGAUUCCUGGACUGGAGGAGUUGACCCAGGUUGGAGCCCGGCGUGGACAUGUGAACACAACAGAUUUAUCAUCAUUACUACCACUCCUCGGGUCUGGACCUGGGUUCGAUACCUCCGGUUCUGGAUAUUACUCCGUGGAAGAAUAUCGCGAAAUACUGCGCUACGCAAAACAACGACACAUAGAGGUAAUUCCUGAAAUCGACAUGCCUGGACACAGUCAUGCUGCCAUCAGGUCAAUGAAAGCCAGGCACCAGAAGUAUAUGGCAGUAAAAGACAAGCAAAAAGCUAAUGAAUAUUUAUUAUCUGACUUAGAUCACGAUAUAUCAUCAGGCUCGCACUCUGUUCAAAUGUAUUCCGAAAACGCUAUGAACCCUGGGAUGGAGUCAACAUACAAAUUUGUGAAUAAGAUUGUUAUUGAAGUCAAGGAGAUGCAUAAAGAUAUAAUGCCUUUACGCGUGUUUCACUUUGGUGGAGAUGAGGUGCCGUAUGAGGCGUGGGAGGGAUCGCCAGCAUGCAUGAGUCUGAUCGAUGCAGAUGAAGUUAAGUCGUCCGAAGAUUUGAUGGAAUAUUUUGUUUCACGAGUGGCAGAUAUUGUAGCUAAGAAUGACUUAGACGUUGGCGCUUGGCAAGAUGGUAUCAUACCUGACGAGUCAGACUUAAAACCUAUAGCCAGACACAAAUUCAAGAGUAAGAAUGUGUAUGUAUAUGCAUGGCAGAAUGUGUGGGAGUCGGGCCUGUCUGGAUGUGCCUAUAGGCUAGCCAACAGUGGAUACAAGGUUGUGAUGUCACAGGGAACCCAUCUUUAUUUUGACCACCCAUAUGAACCCGACCCGGAAGAGAGAGGAUUAUACUGGGCCUGUAGGUUCUGUGAUUCUCGAAAGACUUUUACAUUCAUGCCAGACAAUAUCUACGCCAACGCAGAUGUGAAGCUUACAGGAGAAAAAUUGUCGAAAGAUUAUAUCAAACGACAUAAGGAGGAUCAUGAUGAUUUAAAGAAACCAGAGAAUGUUAUAGGUAUUCAAGCUCAAUUAUGGACUGAGCUAGUGCGUACAUGGGACCAAAUGGAUUCAAUGAUAUUUCCACGCCUUCUGUGUGUGGCUGAGAGGGCUUGGCAUAAAGCUGACUGGGAGCUGGAACCUGACAAGGAAAAGAUGACUGAUCAACAGUUCAAGGAUUGGUCAUACUUUGCUAGCCAGUUAGGUUGUAAGGAGCUGGCAAGGUUGGACACAAUGGGCGUGGCAUACCAUCUCCCACCCCCAGGAGCUCACUGCUUGUAUGACAUUCAGGCAGCAGAGAAUAAACUAGAGUUUAACAGUGCCUACCCUGGUCUACCUAUAUUCUACAGUACAGAUAAAGGAAACACUUGGACUCGAUACACGGACAAGAUUGAUACUAUACCAAAUAUAGACAUCUACCUCUGUACCAAAUCUGUAGAUGAGAAGAGAACUAGUCGUGUUGUUAUCAUGAAGAAACCAGAAAAAGUCAAGUAAAAUCAGCCAGAAAAAAUUGUCUUGAAAUUAUAUCUUGUACAUUAUAAUUUUACUUUGGUUGAUUAACAUAUUUAAAUGCAUGUAUAACAUCCAUAAACUUAUGAAUAUUUAGCAUUUAUUUUAUAAAUUUUCUGUAUAUUUUAUGAAAUUCUGCAUACUUAAAAGUCUUUAUGAGUAUUCUGCAUAUUAUGCCUAUGUAUGUCAAAUGUGGGGUCAGGGGUGACAAAAAACCUUGUCAAUUAACUGAUUGAAUUAUAAACAUCAGAUAUGAAAGUUGAUAAAGUUGAUGGUGUAUGAUAUACUAUAAUACAUGUAAUAGGUGACAUAAUACCUUAAUUUCAAUGAAAUUAUUCUAGUUAAAUCCUGUAUAAAAUAUAUUUGUAAUUUAAAUGAUAUUGUUGUAACACAAGAAUGCAUCAAGAAAAUAAUCUCUUUGGUUAGAAAGUUGAACUAUUUUAUUUUGUAUGAUUCAAGUUAAUAAUGUAGAUGUAUCAUUCUUAUGAUUGUAAACUAGAAAUUAAAGGAGUAUAUUAUUCCAUAUCGGGCACAGCAGAUCUAUUUUAUGAAAAUGCAGGUAACACAUAUUCCAGAGGGUGUUGACAUUUUACUGAUUUUCCAUGGAGGUGAAGGGUGUGGGGGGGAUUGGGGUAAUGAAUCUAAAUUUUCCCAAUAUACACCUUUUUUUCACUAAAAAAUGUAAAUUGAUAUCCAAAUUACAGAGGGGUUCAACAUACUAGCUAAAUCCCAGCAGUGGGGUCAUGACUUCUCUCCCCACUCUCCCGAUCCUCUAUAUCUGUGUAUGCAUAUUCUAUUAUUUAGAAUGUUAUUUACAUUACAAAGGCAUUAUUUUAUCUCAUAUUGAGAAUCCCAGUAUUUAGACAAGAAAUGGAUCAAAGCAAGAAAUGUUUGAGGAACCUUUGUGAACUUGAUCUCUUCUUAUAAAAUUAAACACAGCGCAUGAGCCUUUGAGCUGAAGAAAUGUUUGUUUCCAGUGUUUCAUCAAAGUCUGAUAUUUUUGAUUGUUUAAAAAAAGUUAUCAAUAAGUAGAGAGGAACAGUCUUUUUGUCCUUUAUGCAGACACCAGACAAAUGUCUUUUGACAAGUAUUCUGCUAGGCCCAUUAGGUCAGAAUGUUAUGUCCAAUGAAUGUAGGACAUAAUUGGCUUGUCAGUUUGGUUAAGGACAAGGAGUGUAUCAUUUAUUGUCCUUAUGUCAUUUUUCUUCUGUCACUGUUUCAUAAAAUGUAUGUGUGAGAAAGUUAGUAAUUACUUCCAACAAAAUUGAAACAGGUCAACUUUGGUGCCAAAUCAUGUGUGUAAUAUAUGUUUAAUGAGGGUCCAUCUGCCUUUUCAGGCAUGGCGAGGUGCCAAAUUUAGGAACACUUGUCACAGUGUAUUGAAAAUCUGCCUAACAAUACCAUUACAGACAAGCAAAUGAUUUUUGUUAAUGAUUGAUUUUAUUACAAUAUGAUUAGGGUGGUAGUUAAAGGUUAAUAAUUAUUAAACUGUGCCAGAAUUAUAUUCCAUUUUGUACUUAUUAUCCCCCGCCGAUGGAAUCGGGAGGGGGAUAUAGUUUUGGCAUUGUCCGUCCGUCCGUCCAUCCGUCCGUCCGAAUUUCGUUUCCGGAGUAGUUCUCUGCAACUACUGGCUAGAAUUCAACGAAACUUUAUGGGAAUGGUCAAUAUCAAGAGGAGAUGCGCAUAUAGUCGGCUUGUUCCGGUCCGACCCUUUAACUCAGAGUUAUGGCCCUUGAUUAGUUAUGUAGUAUGUAUAUAGAGUAAAAAUCGUUUCCGGAGUAGUUCUCUGCAACUACUGGCUGGAAUUCAACGAAACUUUAUGGGAAUCAUCAAUAUCAAGAGGAGAUGCGCAUAUCGUCGGCUUGUUCCGGUCCGACCCUUUAACUCAGAGUUAUGGCCCUUGAUUAGUUAUGUAGUAUGUAUAUAGAGUAAAAAUCGUUUCCGGAGUAGUUCUCUGCAACUACUGGCUGGAAUUCAACGAAACUUUAUGGGAAUCAUCAAUACCAAGAGGAGAUGCGCAUAUCGUCGGCUUGUUCCGGUCAGACACUUUAACUCAGAGUUAUGGCCCUUGAUUAGUUAUGCAGUAUGCAUAUGGAUUAAAAAUCGUUUCCGCGCUACUUCUCUGCAACUACUGGCUGGAAUUCAACGAAACUUUAUGGGAACCUUCAAUACCAAGAGGAGAUGCGCAUAUCGUCGGCUUGUCCCGGUCAGACACUUUAACUCAGAGUUAUGGCCCUUGAUUAGUUAUGCAAUAUGCAUAUAGAGUAAAAAUCGUUUCCGGAGUAGUUCUCUGCAACUACUGGCUGGAAUUCAACGAAACUUUAUGGGAAUCAUCAAUAUCAAGAGGAGAUGCGCAUAUCGUCGGCUUGUUCCGGUCAGACCCUUUAACUCAGAGUUAUGGCCCUUGAUUAGUUAUGUAGUAUGCAUAUAGAGUAAAAAUCGUUUCCGCGCUACUUCUCUGCAACUACUGGCUGGAAUUCAACGAAACUUUAUGGGAACCUUCAAUACCAAGAGGAGAUGCGCAUAUCGUCGGCUUGUUCCGGUCAGACACUUUAACUCAGAGUUAUGGCCCUUGAUUAGUUAUGUAGUAUGCAUAUAGAGUAAAAAUCGUUUUCGCGCUACUUCUCUGCAACUACUGGCUGGAAUUCAACGAAACUUUAUGGGAACCUUCAAUACCAAGAGGAGAUGCGCAUAUCGUCGGCUUGUUCCAGCCAGACACUUUAACUUGGAGUUAUGGCCCUUGGAUAGUUAUGCAGUAUCCAUAUAGAAAAAUAUUUGUUUCCUCGCUACUUCUCUGCUUCUACUGGCUUGAAUUCAAUGAAACUUUAUGGGAUACUAAGAGGAGAUGUGCAUAUAGUCGCCUUGUUCCCGGUCAGAUACUUAUAACUCAGAUUUAUGGCCCUUGAUUAGUUAUGUAGUAUGCAUACAUCUCAUUGGCAUUUCCAGAUUUUACUAUUUAACACAAAAUUAUGGCUCUGUUAUUGCCC